AUGUCAGAUCAGGGUGAGCAGUAUGAGAAUUCCUGGAUUCUUUAUCACGUCCUCGACAGGUUCAUAGGGAGCCGUGAGAUUGUGGCCUUCAGAAGGAAAAAAUGUGUUUUAAGUGAUCAGUUCGAUAAUCAAAAUAAAAUGGGAUCCAAAACAUUUUCUACAGGAAGUAAAGCCGAAGGAAUGGAUAUGCAAGGUUCGGAUGAUGACCAGAUGUUUACCGAUACAAAUGUGACAGUUUUGUGUCCCUACUCCAGUAAUCCACCAGACUACAAGGAUAAAACUGUCUUGAUAACGGGGGACACUGAUAGCAGACCUGGUUAUGUAACUCUAAAAAUAGUUCAUAUCGGAGAAAGUGUUGAAAAAUGUAUGUUCGAAUCUAUGGUUCCAGUUGAAGGAGAACAUUUCAUAUCAAGUGAAAUUUACGCGAUGUAUAGUAAUGAAUAUUUUAGAGAACACUUUCAGUUACACAUGGACAUUCAUGGUCCAGCUUCUAAUAUUAAGAUUGAACAAAGUAAUCUGGAGGCAGAUUUAGAUAUUGUGACCUCAUUGCGGUGUUAUAGUUGGCCCAAGGAUGCAGAUGAGUGGGUGACCAGGCCCCGCAUCCACAACUGGCCAGAACAAGCAUUGAUAGAAAAGAUAGUACAAGGUGGUUUUCAUCUUGUCCCUGUAGGGGACAAAACGUCUGCUGACACAUUUCUACAGUGGAGGAUUUCGUUCACAACUGCUGAAAGGAAACUUAUAUAUUCCUUCACUCAUGUUCAAUUUUUAGUGUAUGGACUUCUCAAGUACUUCCUCAAACAAAUAUCAGAAACAUUGAAACAGUUAGUAGGAGAUGAAGAUAUCCUGUCAUCCUAUAUUAUAAAAACUGUUUUAUUCCAUGCAGUAGAAAGCACGCCCGAUUCGUUCUGGCAAGAAAAGAAUACAUUUUCUUGUUUCAUGUUUUGUUUAAACAUUCUGAUAUCCUGGGUGAAGGUAGGAUAUUGUCCUAAUUACUUCAUUAAUAAAAAAAAUAUGUUUCUUGGAAAAGUUCAUGGUGAAAAUCAGGAAAAACUCCUUCAUUUUCUCGUUGAUCUCCAUGAUAAGAAAUGGGGAUGUCUUUCAGUUGGAACAUUCAUACAACCAUCCAUAGGAGAGCGUAUGAAUACAGUGAGGAAUGGAUCAUUGGAAUAUGUUCUACAGCCUUCCAAAGAAUUAGAACGGGAAUGUGAUUUACAGAUAAUGGCUGACAUUCUAGAUAGUUGCAUUUCCUCAGAAGUACUUCAUGCGUCACUGGCAAUCCUGUCUAAAUCGAAGUCAGACAUGGAUGAAUUCGUAGGUUACGCUUCUUCUGUACGGGCUCUGUGUUGUACAGGAAUGGAGACUUUCGAGAAACACAUUGCCGUGACAGGAAAUAAAGAGAAGUACAAAUCGCUCAAGAAAUCCAAAAAACUUCUGACACCGCUUGCGGCAAUGUUUACAAGUGAAGGACAGUUAACAUUAGCAACAUAUUACUACCAAACUGGGAAUUACAAUAAAGCUCUGGAAAUAUGCGGAAAUAAUUCUUUUUCAAUUGUUCAGUUCUGUAGACAAAGUUUCUGUUGUCGUGGAAAUACUCUUCUGCAGAAAUGCAAGGCUUAUGCAUCAAAUAUCAGAUUCAACAAGCAUGCUUCACAAUUCUGCCCAUCACAGUUACAUCAGGAAAUCAGACGAAUUACUAUCGAACCUAGUCUGGCAAUACCGCCGCUCCCCUUCGCUGCGUUCCUGUCUUUCCUGUGUUACCACGAACUAGGAGACACCAGGAGACGUGAUGCAGCAUUGAUCCACCUUUGGACUGUGAAAUAUGAUGAGGAACAAGGGGUUGGAUGUCAAUGGAUUGUGCACAAUCUCCUGGGAAUUUGUUAUGAGAUGGUUGGGGAUACAAAAAGAGCUCUCAGGGAAUACAGAGACUCUCUAACUGUUAGAAAUUUUUUUCAAUAUAGGAACCCGGCCAAGCAGAGGAUAGAACGGCUACAACAGUUAUAA
Molecule: messenger RNA, 2001 nt
Organism: Pecten maximus
Lineage: Eukaryota; Metazoa; Mollusca; Bivalvia; Pectinida; Pectinidae
Exons: 1
Coding region: 1-2001 (666 amino acids)
Source: RefSeq, a predicted model, not a curated record